GGCGGUUAAGAAGUUUGGGCGCCUUUUCUGGCGGCGGUAGAUUUGAAGCUCCGCCCCGGGAGCAGCGCGCAGGGAUCCGGGAGCCGCUCACCGGAGCAGGUAAAAAUAGAAUUGGAUCAAUUGAUCAGUUGUCCUUGAUUGUUUUCUUCUUUGUUUAAAGAAUUUUUCUACAGAAGUUGCUGAGACAUUUUUGCUGGUUAAAUACAGGUUUAUUUAAACCCGUAUUUUGAAUGUAGUUUGGAAGUAUUUGAAACCAUGGGAAUAAAGGUUCAACGUCCUCGAUGUUUUUUUGACAUAGCCAUAAACAAUCUACCUGCUGGAAGAGUUGUCUUUGAAUUAUUUUCUGAUGUGUGCCCCAAAACAUGUGAGAAUUUCCGGUGUCUUUGUACAGGUGAAAAAGGUACAGGAAAAUCUACUCAGAAGCCAUUACAUUAUAAAAGUUGUCUUUUUCACAGAGUUGUAAAGGAUUUUAUGGUUCAAGGUGGUGACUUCAGUGAAGGAAAUGGUCGAGGUGGGGAAUCCAUUUAUGGAGGAUUUUUUGAAGAUGAGAGUUUUGCUGUUAAGCACAACAAAGAAUUUCUAUUGUCAAUGGCCAAUAGAGGAAAGGAUACUAAUGGUUCGCAGUUUUUCAUAACAACUAAACCUACACCUCAUUUAGAUGGGCACCAUGUUGUUUUUGGGCAAGUGAUCUCUGGUCAAGAGGUUGUGAGAGAGAUUGAAAACCAGAAAACAGAUGCAUCUAGCAAACCAUAUGCUGAAGUACGAAUACUUAGCUGUGGGGAGCUAAUUCCCAAAUCUAAAGCCAAGAAGGAAGAAAAGAAAAGACAUAAGUCAUCGUCUUCAUCCAGUGAUUCAGAUAGUUCAACUGAUUCUCAGUCCUCUGAUUCUUCUUCUGAUUCGGAAAGUGCUUCUGAAGAAAAAUCCAAAAAAAGAAAAAAGAAACACCGAAAAUCCCGAAAACAUAAGAAGGAAAAGAAGAAGAAAAAGAAAAGCAAGAAAAGUUCUUCUACUGAGAGUGAAGAUGAAAGCCCUGAAGCACAACCACAAUCUACUGUCCGUCCAGAAGAGAUCCCUCCUAUUCCUGAAAACAGGUUCCUAAUGAGAAAAAGCCCACCUAAAGUAGAUGAGAAAGAGAGAAAGAAUAGAGAAAGGGAAAAAGAAAGAGAAUGUAAUCCAUCUAACUCCCAGUCCUCUUCAUAUCAAAGGCGACUUCUAGUCACCAGAUCUGGAAGAAAAAUUAAAGGAAGAGGACCAAGACGCUAUCGAACACCUUCCAGAUCCAGAUCACGAGAUCGGUUCAGGCGUAGUGAGACUCCUCCACAUUGGAGACAAGAGAUGCAGAGGGCUCAAAGAAUGAGGGUGUCAAGUGGUGAAAGGUGGAUCAAAGGGGAUAAGAGUGAAUUAAAUGAAAACAAAAAAGAAAAUCAAAAAAGUCCAGCAAGAGGAAAAGAAAGAAAAUUAUCUGAACACAGACAUAUAUCAGAAAGUCCAAAUAGAAAAGGUGAAAAGGAAAAGAAAACAAAAGACCAUAAAUCAAACAGUAAAGAUAGAGACACAAGGAGAAAUUCAGAGAAAGAUGACAAAUAUAAUAAAAGUAAAACAAAGAAAAGGGCCAAAUCUAAAAGCAGGAGUAAAAGCAAAGAGAAGUCAAAAAGUAAAGAAAGAGAUUCAAAGCAUAACAGACAUGAAGAAAAGAGAAUGAGAUCAAGAAGCAAAGAGAGAGAUCAUGAAAAAGCAAAAGAAAAAGAGAAACAUUCUGAUUCUCGAGGCAAAGAACGAGAAAAGAGCAGAAGUAAAGAGAGAUCUAAGCGAGCAGGGUCAAAAACUAAUGAACAUGACCAUAGCAGAAGUAAAGACAAGGAUAAAAGGGCCAAGUCAAAGAGUAGAGAACGGGAAGUAACCAAAGGAAAACACAGCUCUAAUGGCCGGACAAGGGAGCGAAGCAGAAGCAGGGAUAAAGGAAGAAGAGCCAGAUCUAGGAGCAAAGAUCGAGAUCGGAGUAGAAGCAGAGAGUAUUAUAGGAACAGAGAGAGAGAAUCCCGGAGAAGAGCAAGAUCAAGGAGCAAAGAAAGGAAAGGAACACCAGAAAAAUCUAGAAGUAAAGAUAGGAGGAGGAGGAGAGAGUCCAGGAGUUCAGGGAGAGAGGAAAGUCAAAGCAGGAAUAAAGAAAAAAGUAAAAAUCAAGAAACAAAGAGUUCACAUAAAAAAGAGAACUCGGAGAGUGAAAAAAGGCACUCCAGAAACCACGAUAACAGUAGCCGAGACAGCAGUAAAGAGAAAAAAGGUGACCGAGAUCAGAGUCCAAACUCAAGAAAACAAAAUAGUAAAGACAGAGAAUUAAAGUCCUCUGCAUACAAAAAUAAGGAAGAAGAGAAGACCAGAUGCUCAUUAGAAAAAGAAAUCAACCAAAAAUCAAAGAGUCAAGAAAGAGACCAUACACGUGGUAAAGAUAAAAAAUCUGAUCAUGAGUCCAGCCCUGGAACUGAUGAAGACAAAAGUGGAUGAGUGAGGGCCUUGAACUUUCUAUUUCCAUUUUUCUCUUUAGGUUUUAGAGACUUGCUGAAGAACAUCCCUUUUUUUGUUGUUGUUUUCCUCUUCCUUUUUGUUUUUGGGGUUGGUUUUUUUUUUUUUUUUUUUUUAAUGCGGACUUCAUUAAGUUUGAUCUUUUGAUAUUCUACAACCUGAAUAAUUUGUACUGCUAAAGUUUUAAUAAACUUGAAAUGAGAAAAACA
This is a messenger RNA of Antechinus flavipes (yellow-footed antechinus), 2732 nucleotides long. RefSeq names its product peptidylprolyl isomerase G (gene PPIG). The record is from RefSeq and is a predicted model, not a curated record. NCBI's taxonomy places the organism in Eukaryota, Metazoa, Chordata, Mammalia, Dasyuromorphia, Dasyuridae. The transcript has 14 exons. Bases 256 to 2505 code for a protein of 749 amino acids. Gene Ontology annotation, cellular component: nucleus. Gene Ontology annotation, biological process: protein peptidyl-prolyl isomerization; protein folding. Gene Ontology annotation, molecular function: peptidyl-prolyl cis-trans isomerase activity.